AUGAAAAUUGCGGCUUUCACGCUUCUUGCUGUCUUGAGCACGGCCUUUGCUCUGACUCCUGAGCCACCUCGUCACGACCCCCUGGGUGAAUCACCCGAAGUUGGGCCGGUUGUUCUAGGACCGGGACCGGUUAUACCGGGAGACACGGAGGCAUUUGAGAGAGACUAA
This is a messenger RNA of Aspergillus chevalieri, 168 nucleotides long. RefSeq lists its product as uncharacterized. The transcript is spliced from 2 exons. Bases 1 to 168 code for a protein of 55 amino acids. The record is from RefSeq and is a predicted model, not a curated record. Lineage: Eukaryota; Fungi; Ascomycota; Eurotiomycetes; Eurotiales; Aspergillaceae.